AUGUCCCAUAUGUUGCAGGCGGCCGAUCGGGUGCCAUGGAAGAAGAAGUCGGCGGUGAAGAAGGCAGCCCUCCUGCUGGCCGCAGUGUACGGAGUGAAGACCCUCUACCCCAUCCUGUGCAGGCAGCUCCGUAAGAAGGAGCCCAGUCCGUGCAGGCAUACCCUCCAGAGCCGGGAUGGGGGAUGCAGCUCGCCCUCCUCCCCCGCUGUCAAUGCGGAAUUCUACCGGCAGCUGCUGGAGCUUCGGAAGAUCCUCUUCCCCCGGCUGCUGAGCAAGGAGCUGGCGCUGCUGUCGGUGCAUUCGCUGGCGCUGAUCUCCAGGACCUUCCUGUCCGUCUACGUUGCGGGUUUGGACGGGAAGAUCGUGAAGAGCAUCGUGGAGAAGAAGCCGAGGAGCUUCCUGCUGCAGCUGAUGAAAUGGCUCCUCAUCGCCAUCCCGGCCACCUUUGUAAAUAGCGCCAUCCGCUACCUGGAGUGUAAGCUGGCCCUGGCUCUGCGCACCCGCCUGGUGGACCAUGCCUAUCAGACCUACUUCGCCGAUCAGACCUAUUAUAAGGUCAUCAACAUGGAUGGCAGGCUGGCCAACCCCGACCAGUCCCUGACCGAUGACAUUAUGAUGUUCUCCCAGUCUAUAGCGCACCUGUACUCCAACCUGACCAAACCUAUCCUGGACGUGGUGCUGACAUCCUACACUCUCAUCCAGACUGCUAGAUCUAGAGGAGCUAAUCCCCUGGGGCCUACCCUGCUGGCUGGCCUUGUGGUUUAUACAACAGCCAAGGUGCUCAAAGCAUGCUCCCCCAAAUUCGGCAAGCUGGUGGCGGAAGAAGCCCAUAGGAAGGGCUACCUGCGCUACGUCCAUUCUCGAAUCAUAGCCAAUGUAGAAGAAAUAGCCUUCUACCGGGGUCACAAGGUAGAAAUGGCAAAACUUCAAAAAAGUUAUAUGGCACUAGCAGAUCAAAUGAAUCUUAUUUUGUCUAAACGUUUGUGGUAUGUCAUGAUUGAGCAGUUCUUGAUGAAAUAUGUGUGGAGUGGAAGCGGCUUGGUUAUGGUUGCUGUGCCCAUCAUCACUGCAACAGGUUUUGCAGAUGGAGAUUUAGAAGAUGGCCAGAAACAUGCAAUGGUGAGUGAACGUACUGAAGCCUUCACCACAGCUAGAAACCUGCUGGCUUCAGGAGCGGAUGCAAUUGAAAGAAUUAUGAGUUCAUAUAAAGAGGUUACGGAGUUAGCAGGAUACACAGCAAGGGUUUACAACAUGUUUUCUGUUUUUAAUGAAGUAAAAAAAGGAAUAUACAAGAAAUCAGUGAUUCAAGAAACACAGAUGCAACUAAAAAAUCAAGAAAAAGCAGGAUUGCACAUAGAAGGGCCCCUUGAAAUUAAAGGCAAAGUAAUUGACGUUGAACAUGGGAUAAUUUGUGAAAAUGUUCCUAUCAUUACACCAAAUGCAGAUGUUGUGGUGUCUAAGUUAAACAUAGAAGUAAAGGAAGGCAUGCAUCUUCUCAUUACUGGUCCCAAUGGUUGUGGCAAAAGCUCAUUGUUCCGAAUUUUUAGGAGGUCUAUGGCCAGUUUAUGAAGGAGUCCUUUACAAGCCACCUCCACAAAAUAUGUUUUACAUUCCCCAAAGGCCCUACAUGUCAAUAGGAACUCUAAGGGAUCAAGUAAUUUAUCCUGACUCAGUGGAAGACAUGCAUGAAAAAGGAUAUCGGAACAAAGAUCUUGAGCGUAUUCUUGACAUUGUGCAUCUUAACCAUAUAGUGCAACGAGAAGGAGGAUGGGAUGCAGUUUCAGACUGGAAGGAUGUCUUGUCAGGAGGUGAGAAGCAAAGGAUGGGCAUGGCACGAAUGUUCUAUCACAAGCCACAAUAUGCUUUGCUAGAUGAAUGUACCAGCGCUGUGAGCAUAGACGUGGAAGGAAAGAUAUUUCAAGCUGCCAAAGAUGAUGGGAUAAGCCUCCUUUCCAUAACUCAUCGGCCUUCUCUUUGGAAAUAUCACACCCAUUUGUUGCAGUUUGAUGGAGAAGGAGGAUGGCGUUUCGAACAGCUAGAUACAGCUACACGUUUAUCGCUAAGUGAAGAAAAACAAAGACUUGAGUCUCAGCUUGCAGGGAUACCCAAAAUGCAGCUGAGGUUGAAUGAACUGUGUAAAAUCUUAGGAGAAGACUCAGUGCUUAAAACCAGCUCUGAAGAUGUCUAA
This is a messenger RNA of Staurois parvus, 2188 nucleotides long. The record is from the annotation of a GenBank genome assembly. Lineage: Eukaryota; Metazoa; Chordata; Amphibia; Anura; Ranidae.